Formica exsecta is the source of this 846-nucleotide messenger RNA. Its product is annotated as tetra-peptide repeat homeobox protein 1-like. Lineage: Eukaryota; Metazoa; Arthropoda; Insecta; Hymenoptera; Formicidae. Bases 1 to 846 code for a protein of 281 amino acids. The transcript is spliced from 4 exons. The record is from RefSeq and is a predicted model, not a curated record.
AUGUCGAGGAUCCUUCUGUUCCUGACAUUAGUAUGUACUUACGCACUUGCGUCGGUCCCGGAAGAUGCUAAGCAGAAACGGGGCAUCAUCGGUAAUGACGGAUGGAUCGGUCUACCAAGUCCUUACGGAUACGGACAUGGACAUCCGUGGUCGGUCGAUCAUACUCCAUGGAAAGGACUCAAACUGCAUGCAGGAUUGCAUUUGGCAGACGCGCUUCCGACUUAUAGUAGAGAUAGCAUCGCCUUGACACCCGGAAUUCUGAAAGCCCCCGUGUAUAUAACUAAGCACGUGGUGUUGGAGAAACCAGUGCCAAUUCCAGAACCAGUGAUCAUAGAAAAGCCGUAUCACGUGCCAGUACCAAUCGAGAAGAUCAUUCAUAAACCGGUCCCUGUCCCGGUACCGGUGCCUCACGCGGUGCCGAUUCCAGUAAAGCAGCCGAUCGCGGUGCCAGUGCACCAGCCGUAUCCGGUCUCGGUAAAACAUCCGGUGCCAGUGCCGGUUCCGGUGCCGGUUCCGAUUUCGAUUCAUCCGCUCCCGCCGCCGCUACCGCUGAUCCCGGCCGGCGGUUUUCCUGGUGGCAUCUAUGUGCGCGAUUAUGCACCCGGCCAUCUUUACGCACCGCCUUACCAUCCGCCGUCAAACGCCCUGCAUUUGGAUCACGGCAUCGCCGCAUAUCCCCAUCCCCACGGCUUUGGUCACGGACUUGGUCACGUGUUGGCGCAUGGUUACGGCCACGGUUACGAAUACGACCAUCACCAUCCUCAUGCCCAUGCUCAUGUCCAUGCUCAUGCCGACCAUCUUGUCCACGAGCACGAUCACAAAAAGAGGAAGACUGACAAGAACUGA